UAUUUUCAAUCAAUCAACGUGUGGGAAAGAAAUUGCAAGAAUGACUACUUCGAAGGAAUUAAAUUUAGCUAGGAAGAGUCUUGUAACUUCGCUUGGCGAAAAUGCAAAGGCGUAUUUUGAGAAGAUGAAGUUAUGGUUUCAAAUGAAGACCACAAAGGAAGAAUUUGAUUGCGAAGCACGUAAUCUAAUGACAGAGGACCAAGUUCGAUUACACAACGAGUUCUUGUUGUGUCUUUUCAAUAAAGUUCGUGGAUUAGCUACUAUCACGCCAACCUACAAGAUAGAUAGAGAUAAAACUUCGAAAGAGAAAAGACUGAGAUUGAAACGCAAAUACAAAACUGAUAAAUCAAACUUUGAGCCAGCAGAUAUGUAUGUGGAGGUAUUGGGUCAAGCUUCGUCACCUGUCGGUGAUGAACCCAUAGGUGCCAAUCGUUCCAGUGCCCAGGAACUUGUAUUACCGGAUCGGACUUUUGUGCUGGCUCGAUUAAUGCUUGCUGCGUGGGAAAAUAAUAUGGAUGGAGCUGAAGAGAACACUGCUCAUAUUAUUAUUGCCGCUACACAAAUUUUCUUGAAAAAUAUCCUCACUGCUGUCUUCACACGGAGAAAAGGAUACGCUGUCUGCGAUGGUUCCUUCAUCUACAAUAUAGGAGAACCAGUACCUAGUUCAUGGAAAAGAAACUCUAUGUAUAUAAAUCCAUUCCAUUCAGAACCAACAGAAGUAAUAGAUCCUUAUGGUCAAAUUCCUACACUAAAACCCAAUUUUGAAGAAGCUGAACAAGCUACUGCUUUUUCAUAUGCUUGUUCCACUCAAACCACUCGAUCAGCAUUGAAACCAGUAAGCACAGCUGACUUACAAUAUGCAUUAAAGAUUUAUAAAAAUCUAGUUAGUAAUCACACUAUAUAUGCUACUAAUAUGGAGCGAUUGUACACAUAUGCUACUCACCCAACAUGGGAAGAUUUGGAAGCAAAGAAAGAAUUAUGUCAAUCUUCAACAUAAAGGACCUUUUAAUAAACGUU
This is a messenger RNA of Nylanderia fulva, 1017 nucleotides long. RefSeq names its product transcriptional adapter 1. Gene Ontology annotation, biological process: regulation of transcription by RNA polymerase II. The record is from RefSeq and is a predicted model, not a curated record. Gene Ontology annotation, cellular component: SAGA complex. Gene Ontology annotation, molecular function: transcription coactivator activity. Lineage: Eukaryota; Metazoa; Arthropoda; Insecta; Hymenoptera; Formicidae.